UCAUCAAUUGGUUAUUUAAUUAUUUAUAUUUAAAAUUGAUUAUGAUUGAAUUCCAUGAAAUUAUCAAAUAUGGCUGCCGUGAACACUUAUUCGAAAGCGUUAAUAUUUUCAAUAUUUUCAAUAAUAUACACAAUUCAGUGUUAUUACUCAAUUAAGUAUGCUUCAAUGUUUUAAAAAAAUACUAAUUUAUCUUUAUAUUAUUUAUUUAUAAUUAAUAUUUCUUAUAACUGUAUUACCAGCAAUAAUUUCACUGCUUGUUGGCAUUACUGUCAUUUUUAAAUACGUUUACUGCGCAACUCGCCGCAAAGGUAACCUAAUCUUUUUGUUGACGUUUCUCUAACCUCCAUUCUCAUGGACAGCUUAAUUAAUUAAUUAAUUAGUUAAUUAAUUAAUUACUUAAUUAGUUAAUUAAUUAGAUUAGUUAAGUAAAAAGAAAAAUAUGGAUAGUGAAGAAAAGAAAAAAGAAAAACGAACGAAAAAGAAAAGAAUUUCAUAUUCAAAAGAAACCUUAGCUCUCGCUCUCGAGGAACUUCGACACGGGAAAAAAGUUGCACAAGUUUCUCGGACAUAUGACAUUCCCGGCUCAACACUUAGGGCAAAAAGAUUAGGUCUGUAUGCCGAUAAAAACCCUGGUCCUUCGACUGUAUUUACUGCAGAUGAAGAAAAAGAGUUAGUGAAUUGGAUCAUUCACUGUUGUGAAAAAGGAUUUCCUGUAUCUAAAAGUCAGCUGGUGGACAGUGUUCGACGAAUUUGUGUUCAAACGAAGAAAAAAAAUCCAUUUACUGACAAUAUACCAGGUAGAGCUUGGUAUGAUGGGUUUUUGAAGCGUAAUCCAGAAAUUUCGACAAGAGUUACGGAAAAAGUUUGUUUGAAUAGAGCAAAAGUUUCAGAGUAUAGUUUGCGUCAAUGGUUUGAAGAAAUCUCGAAAUAUUUGGUUGAAAAUAAUCUCUUGUCAUUAGAGCCAAAUAGAAUUUUUAACUGUGAUGAAACAGGACUUGCUUUAAAUCCAAUAUCUUCAUCGGUUCUCGCUCCAAAGGGUCAGAAAAACGUGUUCACUGUCGUAAACAAUAAUGAGAAAGAAAACAUUACGACUCUAGUGACAGCCAAUGCUGUUGGUAACCUUGCUCCGACAUUUAUUCUAUUUACUGGGAAUUCGCUACCAAAUAAUUGUGUUAAAAUGGCGCCUGCCGAUUAUGCUUUUGGUUAUUCAAAAACUGGGUGGAUGUUAUCUAAAAAUUUCUACGAGUACAUCGCAAAUGUUUACGAACCGUGGUUAACAAAAAAUAAUAUUCAACGUCCAGUAAUUAUGUUUAUUGAUGGUCACGCUUCGCAUAUCACGUUAUACUUAAGUAAAUUCUGUUCCGAAAAGCAAAUAGUGCUAAUCGCCUUGCACCCAAAUGCCACGCACAUAAUGCAACCAUUGGAUGUUUCUCUAUUUCGUACCUUGAAGGCCAAUUGGAAGAAAAAAGUUGAAACAUUUUGUCGAAAUUCCUUUGCAGUCGGAAUUCAAAAGUCUCAGUUUGCCCCUUUGCUAAAAGAAACUUUAGAUUCAAUGAAUCUAGAAACCGUUUUACGAAACGGGUUCAAAAAAAGUGGAUUAUGUCCUUUCGAUGUUGAGGCAAUUGAUUUCACUAAGGUCCUUAAACGAAUUGGAGACUCAGAUUCAUUGUCAGAAGACAGUUCUCAGGUUUCGCAAUGUAAUUCCUCAACAGUUCAAGACUCCUUGGAAGUGUUUGAAAAAUUUUUAAAGCAAGAUCAAAUAGAGGCAUUUCGACUAAAUGAAAGUCCAACUUGGAGAGGAAACGUAAAAGAUGAGGAACUCUUUAACAUAUGGUACAAAUUAUCGUACCCAUCAGGUGGUUUAUCGAACACUCUUAAUAAUCAAAAGAAUGACUCAAGGUUGGACUUGCCCAUGGACAUUGUUUCUGAUAUAACUGAAAUUAUUGACACCACUCGGGGUCACAAGAUGCUAAAUGGAGUAAAUGUUAAAUCUACGAUAAAUUCAGAUAAUGUAAAGUCAAGAAGCAAUGCUGUCAUUGAAAAUGGAUGUGUAAUAAUGGAAUUAGAAGUAGAUGUCAAUCAAAAUAUUCCAAGCGAUUCGAUUUCUAACGGUACUGUCUUAGCAUCUAAUGAUUUUACAAACAAUGAUUCGAUUUCCGACGGUAUUCUCUUAGCAUCAAAUGAUUCUGCAGAGAAUAAAUCGAUUUCCAACGAUAUUGUCUUAUCAAAGGAUUCUCCAGAGCUCGAUGUACCACUUGAUUUGACCAAAAACAAGUUAAAAGUUAAUCCGCUUUGCGACAUUACAAAUUUUCAUGAACAAAAACCGGUAAUAUCAGAAGAAUCUGUGCAUCAGAAGUUUUUGUUUUGGCCAUCUGAUAAUUUAUUAAAAAAUGAAAAUAAGAAAAGGAUAAAUAAAGUGCGUCAUCCUUCAGUCGUCACCGGAAGUCAAUGGCAAGAAAUUGUGGACACAAAACAAACUGAGAAGCGAAUUAAAAUUGAGGCUGUAGAAACAAGAAAGAAAGCGAGAAUAGAAAAAAAGGCGAAAUCUAAAUUAAUAAAAGAAGAACUUCAAAAGAAAAGAGAGGAAAAAAAACAGCAAAAAGAAAUGGAAAGCUUUGAAAAAGAAAAACAGAAGCUUUUGAAACAACAAGAAAAAUUUGCAGCUAUAACAGAGAAAAAAAAAGCUUUAGACGAAAAAUUAGCCAAAGAGAAAGAAAGACGAGAAAUAGAAAAACAGAUUCGUGAUUUGCAAGAAAGACAAGUAAAUUUAAAUCAAAAUCUGUGAUUAAAAGAUUAAAGCUUAUAUAUUUUUAAUUAAUGUCAUAAUGCUUUGUGAUAUUUACGAUUAAGAUUUAUAUCUAAUAUGGCAUAAUACUUUGUGAUAUCUGCCAAAAGUGUUCGAGACUCAAAUUUUAUUUAUCAAACUUUUUUACUUAAGGAUAAUUAUAUGCUCAUAAGUGUCAUAAUACUUUGUGAUAUCUUCGAUUAACGUUUUUAUCUAUUUAUAUAAUACUUUGUGAUAUCUACCAAAAGUAUUUAAGACUCAAAUUUUAUUUAUUCAUUAUAAUAAAGUUUGUUACUUAUUUAUGUUUUAUGUUUUGUCGUGGACGGUCACAUAUAUGUAAUAUAAGUUGUCCAAUUACUAAAAUAUAUGUGCAUAUUGACAUAUUAAAAAUAUGUUACUUUCAAUAAAGUUGUAAUAAUGGGAAAAUUAUUUAUUUAAAAAAUUUUAAUUAUUUAUUCAAUUUAUUGACGUAGUAAACAUAAUUUAAUAAAUAAGAUGUAGAAUAUGAUGCUUGUUUAAUAGUUAAUAAAGCCAUUUGGCCACAAAAUUCUACAUCUUAUUUAUUAAAUAAUUUGGCUUUUGAAAGAAGAUUUUCUUUAUAAAUUAUAAACAUAAUUUGACAUAAUAAAAAAUAAAUUUGUUUCAAAUAAACUUUGAAACAAAAUUUAGUUUGAAUAAGCCCGCUAUAUUUCAACCAAUGAGGUUAAAUUCUUGUGACAUGCGCAGCUCGACAUGCAGCUCGAUUUUAACAGUAAUGCCAGCACAGUAAUUGCCGUUUUGUUAGUAAUUACCGCACAGAAAUACCGACAUUUUAACAGUAACACACGCAUUUGCCAUUAUUUUUUAAAUGGAUGUUUUAAAUAAAAAAAGUGCCAAACUAAUCUCGAGUUUAAUGAUUAAUUAAAUUUAAUAAUUAAACUUUUAUCUACAAUUGGAAUAACAACAUUUGAUUUAUUUUUGAGGUUAAAUUGAGCUUUGCAAAGUUAGCAUAUACAAAAAAAGCACAGUAAUACCCACAGUUACCCUAUAUGAAAAAAAUAAUAAAAAAUGAACAAUUAAAAGAAUAAAAGCGAAAUAGUGCAAUGUUAAUAAUGACACAGUAAUUUGAAAAAAUAAAAUGAACAAGUUAUUUUAUGAAUAAAAUACACACGAGUGUAUAAAUUAUCAUUAAAGUUGAUUCGACGCAAUAUAUCAAACGUGUAAGACCCUGAGAUCUACUUUAUUCUUAUGAUCAAAAUCCUAACGAUGAUUUUUCACAUGUGUUUGUAUAUGUGGUUACUCCAUCGUUUGUUGCGUUACAUUGGAAUGUGAGAAGCCCAUAGGAAUACUCAGGGU
Messenger RNA from Leptopilina boulardi, 4120 nucleotides. RefSeq lists its product as uncharacterized. The transcript has 4 exons. Lineage: Eukaryota; Metazoa; Arthropoda; Insecta; Hymenoptera; Figitidae. Gene Ontology annotation, cellular component: nucleus. The coding region runs from base 440 to 2785 and encodes 781 amino acids. Gene Ontology annotation, molecular function: DNA binding. The record is from RefSeq and is a predicted model, not a curated record.